AUGGCCUUCCCCAACCACUUACCCCAAGAAAUGGGCCUCCACCAGUUCUCCGACCACCACCUGCCGGAAAAUCCCUCCGUCCUCCGGAACAUCCUCCCGGAGCAGCUCCCCCCGCCGGACGGAAAGCCCCAGCGCCCGCCCCCCGCCGCCGCCGCCUGGCUCAACAGCGCCGUCCUCCGCCAGCCGGACCAGUUCCCCUCCGCCGCCGGCGGCGGCCCCAAUUUCCUCAACCUCCACACCGACGCCGCCGACACCUCCAGCACGCCGGCCGCCGUGGCAAGCCAGUGGCUCUCCCGCCCGAUCCUCCAGCGUAGCGGCGGCGCAGGGGAUGACGUCCAGGUCACCGGCGACUCGAUGAUGGCCGCCGCCACCGCCAUCUCCCACGAGUCCGCCGAUUUGGGCGGCGGAGGGGCGGUUGACUGGCAGAGCGCGAGGUGCAAGGCGGAUAUUUUGUCCCACCCGCUGUACGAGCAGCUCCUGUCGGCACACGUGGCGUGCCUGAGGAUUGCCACCCCCGUGGAUCAGCUGCCGAGGAUCGACGCCCAGCUGGCGCAGUCGCAGCAGGUGGUCGAGAAGUACUCUGCCCUUGGCCGUGGAAACCCGGGAGACGACAAGGAGCUCGAUCAGUUUAUGACGCAUUACGUGAUAUUGCUAUGUCAAUUCAAAGAGCAGCUGCAGCAGCAUGUGCGCGUUCAUGCAAUGGAAGCAGUUAUGGCAUGCUGGGAGAUCGAGCAAUCUUUACAAAGCUUAACAGCAGGAGUUUCGCCUGGAGAAGGGACAGGAGCUACAAUGUCGGACGACGAGGAUGAUCAGUUGGAUGAUAGUGAUAUGCAUUUGUUCGAUGGAAGCUUUGAUUGUGGUGACAGUAUGGGAUUUGGUCCUUUGAUCCCAACAGAAAACGAGAGAUCUUUAAUGGAGCGUGUAAGACAGGAGCUCAAGCACGAACUCAAGAAUGGUUACAAGGAGAAAAUCGUGGACAUUCGGGAGGAGAUCUUGCGCAAGAGACGAGCAGGAAAACUCCCUGGUGAUACGACCUCAGUCUUGAAAGCUUGGUGGCAAUCGCACUCAAAGUGGCCAUAUCCCACAGAGGAGGACAAGGCGAGACUUGUUCAAGAAACAGGAUUGCAACUUAAGCAGAUAAACAACUGGUUCAUUAAUCAAAGGAAGAGGAACUGGCACAGCAAUCCUUCUUCAUCAACAUCUUUGAAAAGCAAGCGAAAAAGCAAUGCAGGUGAAAAGGGCAACACCCGUCAAGUUUGA
Messenger RNA from Striga hermonthica, 1260 nucleotides. The record is from the annotation of a GenBank genome assembly. NCBI's taxonomy places the organism in Eukaryota, Viridiplantae, Streptophyta, Magnoliopsida, Lamiales, Orobanchaceae.